AUGUGGACGAAAAGUAUCUUCCCGAAUUGCCGUGGGAGUGGUGUAAAAAAAAAAAGGUUUAGUACAAAUUUCACCCAGAAAUGCACAUUACUGAAACCCAUGCAUAUGUUGCUUAUAGUCCUGUUAUCCUUUCUGUUACAAAGUAAUGCGCAGCCACCCGGGGAGUCCUCUCCUUCAUCCUGCCCUGUAAAACAGGAGAUACCAAUUAUUAGUAAGAAAGAUACGGAUACUGGUGAACCCUCCAAAAGAACUAAUCAGAACAAUGAAGGCCAUAACGAACUGAAAAAACCUGAACAUGUAAAUCUUUAUGAAGGUUCAAGGGAUGAUAAUAGAAGGGGGAACAUAAAUAAUAUGAUGAAGAGUGCAGGAUGUAGUGAGAAAAAGAAAGAAAAGCUAAUGAGUGAAAAGGAACGGAAAUUAGAGGAAAAAGUUAAGGGAAUAUUAAUGAAGGAAACUGAAGAGCUGUUAAAAGAUGUAGAAAAAUGCGAACCAGAUUUGAAGGAAAAGAUAGAAGAGAUCAGGGAUACGUUGAAUUCCUUACAAUUUUCCUCCACACCAGGAGUACCCAAUAGUGCGCAGCAACCCAGUGAAUCGGCUCAACCACCCCCCAAACGAGGGGAAGGUGCAGCACCAUGUUCGAUCACUGUCUCAAAUGAAAGAUCAGAACUUGCCCAAACCACCACCCCAUCAACUGAAUCUCAUCUAGUAGGAACUCCACCAUGCCCCCCUCAUGAAAAUGGAUCAGGACAAGGGACAGAUGGUGAAGACGUGCCUGUUAAGUUAAAGGAAUUGAUAAGCAAAUGGAAAGAGUACAUGGAUGAAUCAGGAAAUUUUGUAGGAAAUUGUGACAAUAUGAAGAAUAUGUUCGAGGAAUUUAUGGAAUACAUGGAGGGCGAGGAUGAAGAAUUAAGUGCGAUAUCUACGGAAACAAAAUCAAAGGGACGGGGAGUAAAGGAAGAAUAUGCAACUAUGUGCAAAUGCUUAGUACAGGCAUCACAGAAUACAUGUAAGGAAAAAAGUAAGGACAAGAAUGAACAAGUAGAAAAGGAGAAUGACAGAGUGUUAAGACCAUUUAAGCAGUGUAUCAUGAUGAACGUGUCCACAAAGAAUACCUUCGAUGGACAACGUGAGAAAAAAAAAGAUGUUGAGUACGUCUUUAAAGCAAAGAAUAAUGCAGUAAGAGAAAUAUAUGGGGGAAGGAAAUAUGAGUACACUAUAGAAGAUUGGAGAAAUAUUCAAAUGAAAUGGAAGGAAAUGGAGAUGGAAAUAAAUAAUUGGUUAAAGGAGAAUAAAAAUAUUAUUAGUAAGACGAAUGAUAUAAAGUCCAAAGUAAGGAGUAAAGCAAAGAAUAAGGAGGAUAAUAAAGUACAGAUAAAGUGGAAUUUGAAGGAGAUUAAGAAACAGAUGCUGGAGCUUAAUUGGGAUAAAAUAAGAAAAAUGGCAGAGAAGAUAUCGAAAAAAGUAGAGGCACAAAUUAUAAGGUUCAUUAUUCUUGCGUAUAAAUUUUAUAAAUCUAAGCAAGGUAAAAGUCCUCAGGGACAAAUAGAAACUACUGAUGAAAAGAAAAUUAAUAGAUAUAAGAUUACUGUUGAAAUUACUAUGAAUCCCAAUCUACAAAGUGAGAAUAAUAACCAAGAUAACCACACUGAACCACAAACAGAAACCUCUGUAGUUCUCUCUUCCCCUGCCACUCCAAUUCCUGGAGCUAAAACAGGUACUGGCAAUCUUCCUGGUAAUAGUGUUCACGGUGGUCCCCCUGUUAUUCGUGGUAGUCCCACAGAACAAAAUGGUGAUGCUGUCUCAAGUGUUGGUGGAGCUGGAAAGAAGGAUUCUAAAAUUGCUGGUUCCGACAGUGGUAACAGUGCCCCUGGACAGGAUGGUCCAGUCAUUCAAAAACUGGUCAUAGAAUUCUCUGGCCCCAGUAGAGGUACUCAAGACGUUACUGAGUCUGUCUUCGUGGAUGACUGUUAUGAGAACCCUGCUCCUUCCACUUCUACCAAACAAAAAGAUAUUGACUAUAUCGUCGUGGAUGACUGUUAUGAGAACCCUGCUCCUUCUCUUCCUACCAAAAAGCCUGCACAUGGAGCCGCUCACAGAAGGAGGCGGAAGAAUAGACAAUUACUCAAACUGUAUAAUGACACCAUAGACCAAGUCGAGAGGAUCAUACUAUAUAAGCCCUUCAUUAUCUUCAUACAACUGCUCUGGAUCGCAGUGACAAUUCUAAUUAUAAUAUUCCCAGAGGGAUAUAGGCCGAUCCUAAACCCUAACCCGAAACCUCUAAACCCUGAACCCUACACCCUAAACCCUAAACCUCUAGAUCCUAAAUCCUGA
This is a messenger RNA of Plasmodium coatneyi, 2331 nucleotides long. RefSeq lists its product as uncharacterized. The record is from RefSeq and is a predicted model, not a curated record. NCBI's taxonomy places the organism in Eukaryota, Apicomplexa, Aconoidasida, Haemosporida, Plasmodiidae. Bases 1 to 2331 code for a protein of 776 amino acids. The transcript has 5 exons.